This is a messenger RNA of Maniola jurtina (meadow brown), 5112 nucleotides long. RefSeq lists its product as uncharacterized. The transcript has a single exon. The record is from RefSeq and is a predicted model, not a curated record. Bases 1 to 5112 code for a protein of 1703 amino acids. NCBI's taxonomy places the organism in Eukaryota, Metazoa, Arthropoda, Insecta, Lepidoptera, Nymphalidae.
AUGCCUACAACGCGGUCUCAAGCCAACGCGUCGGAAAAUAUUGUUCCAGUCAGUGAGAAUCAUCCCGGCGGUGUGAGAAGUACCACUUCAAGACCUACUGCCACCAGCGGUGUGAGGGACUCCGUCUCAAGACCUACUGCUGCAUCAAGCCGCGACACGUCAGCGGCCACAUCGGAGAGUGCAGAACGCACCACAACCUCCGAGGGUACAGAUCGUACCACCACAAGUGGAUCAACCACGUCCACGGAAAAUUCCACGGAAAACACGACAUCUUCUAACGUCACGGCAAAACCAACGAGAGACUCCGGGCGCGCCAAGCCGACGAAGUCACAUCGCUCCGGGUCAAGAAAGCUGAAAGAAGCUGAAUUGAAGGAAAAACUGGCCGCCCUGAAGUUAGAAGAGAUCCGAGCAUCUAUCGCUCUCGCUCAAGCACAAUUGGAAAAGCAUCACGCUGCCGCUACGGACGAAGAGGACCUGGCGUCAGCAUCGGAAAAUGAAGAUGAAGGAAAAGAGGAACGUUCUAGCCACGUUCAAGAAUGGCUGGAGGGAAAACCAGAAAAGGUGAACAAUGAAGGACGAGGACAGGGCGCUCGCAGUCGACACGACGACGGGAAAUGCGAACACCGGGAAGAAGAAAACCGGCCUGCGCGUCAGCCACUCAACGUGGAUGUUACCUCACUGGCAACAGCUCUCAGUCAAGCAGUACGGACGACGAGAGACGCACCGAAGUACCUCCAGGAGCUGCCGGUGUUCAAUGGGCAAUCCGGUUGUUGGCUAACGUUUCGCGCUGCUUAUGAAGAAACCAAGGGGUUAUUUUCAAAAACGGAAAAUGUAUCAAGACUGCGCCGCAGCGUCAAGGGGGCGGCGCAUGAAGCUAUCAGCAGUCUACUCAUCAGCUCACCAGAUCCCAAGAAUAUCAUGGAAGCUCUGGAAAGAAGAUUUGGGAGACCUGAUGCAUUGGCAAUAAGCGAAAUACAGAAAAUAAAAUCGCUUGGAAAAUUAAGUGAUAGCCCACGUGACCUAUGUAUAUUUGCAAACAAAGUAUCGAAUAUAAUAGCUACAUUGGAAGCCUUGAAGAAAAUUCAAUAUAUGUACAAUCCAGAGUUGGUGAAGGCCACGAUAGAAAAAUUAACGCCGAUUUUACGAAAAGCGUGGUAUGACUAUGCUGCGAAGGAAAAGGAGGACAUUCCUGAUUUGAAAAAACUCGCAACAUUCUUAAAUGAAGAGGCGGACAAGUGCGGAGCGUACGCGCAACCUGAAGACAUCUCAGGGUAUAAUGAGAGGUAUACGAAGAAGAGGAUCGAGCAUACCUACUCCACGAAAGAGCAGAAUACCAAGAAGGAACAAUGUCCUGUUUGCAAAUUAGACCACCAGUUACCCGAGUGCAAAUGCUUCCGUGACGUCAACACGAACGAACGCUGGGAAAUUGUAAAGAAGCAUCGUAUCUGUUUCCUAUGUCUAAGAAGCCCGCAUCGUCGGUCUACGUGCAGGGCCAAGAAGUGUGGUCACGACGGCUGCAGUAUGUCGCAUCAUCGACUUCUCCAUCACAAGAAAAGAGAGGCUUCACCGUCGCCGUCAUCGCCGGUCGUCGCUGAAGUCACGUCUACGGUGGAAAUCGUGAAAAACGCCAGCAAUAGAAGCCGACAAGCAUACUUGAAGAUUGCACCGGUCACGCUGACGGGACCUACCGGUGCCCGCGUCGAUACCUACGCCCUUAUGGACGACGGCAGCACUAUCACGUUGAUCGACGAAAACCUGGCGGAAAUAUUGGAGCUCGACGGGCCGCGGGAUCCUAUGUGGGUGCAAGGCCUUAAUGAAACAGUGAGGCACGAAAACAGCCGACGCGUCGACGUCAAGAUACGAGGACGGUUCAAUGAAGAAGAGUUUACGUUACGAAACGCCCGCACAGUACAACGCCUUAUGUUUACGAAACAGAAUAUCGAACAAAGAGAACUAAGGGACUGCGUCCACCUACAGGAAAUUGAAGAUAAAUUGAUAUACAAGAACGCGAGCCCGAAGAUACUUAUCGGUCAAGAUAACUGGGAGUUAUUGUCGGCAUUGGAGAUCCGUACCGGUCGUCGAGAUCAACCGGUGGCUUCAAAUACACGCCUAGGAUGGGUUCUACACGGAUGUCGCACGUCAUAUCACGAGAAUGUCGCCUUCUGUGGUCACAUUAUACUCAAGGAACAAGAUAACAAAAUGGAAAAUAUGAGGAAGGAGUUCUUCGACAUGGAAGCUCUCGGUAUCAGUCCCAGAAGACAGAAGAGUGAUCCAGAAGAACGCGCGAUGAAAAUUCAAAAGGAAAAUAGUCGAAGAUUGCCCGAUGGCCGCUUCGAAACUUCGUUGCUAUGGAAACAAGAUGACUUCGUUGUACCUAACAACUACGAUGACGCCUUCAAGCGAUUGAAGACUUUGGAGAAAAAGUUAAACCGCGAUCCGGUUCUCAAGGAAAAAUACGAAGAACGAAUAGAAAAUCUACUUACGUCGGGAUACGCCGUCAAGGCACAAGCGCCGGGGAAAUCGGGGAAAACGUGGUACCUACCUCAUUUCGCCGUGUGUAACCCAUCGAAGCCGAAGAUACGACUAGUGCACGACGCGGCUGCAAGGUCUCAUGGCUGGAGUCUGAACGACAUGCUGCUCUCCGGACCCGACUUACUGCAAUCGCUGCCGGGAGUCGUCAUGCGGUUCCGACAGCACGCCUACGCGAUCUCAGCGGACAUAAAGGAAAUGUUUAUGCAAAUUAAAAUACGAGAAGAAGACAGAGACGCGCUGAGAUUUUUAUGGCGGGAGGAUAGCAGAGGCGACAAGCAACCUGAGGAGUACCAGAUGACGUCGGUGAUCUUCGGGGCUACGUCAUCACCAUGUACGGCGUUGUACAUAAAGAAUAGAAAUGCCGAAGACUUCGAAGCAACCUAUCCCAAGGCCGUGAAAGAAAUAAAGAAGAAUCAUUAUAUGGAUGACUUCAUAUCAAGCUUCCCGACAAAAGAAGAAGCAAUGCAAGUGUCAAGAGACGUCGACUACGUACAUCGACAAGCUGGAUUCGUGCUACGAGGAUGGGUGUCGAACGACUCGUCUGUAUUACGUCACUUUAAUACAGACACCGGGACCGAAACCGUACCUAUAGGAGGCGCCAACACGGAGAAGACCCUCGGCCUGCUAUGGGAAGUGGAAAAAGACUGCAUCGGUUUUCGGCUGAACAUAGAGAAGACACCACCCGAAAUUCUCGACCACACGCGGCCACCAACGAAAAGAGAAGCUUUAAGUGUCAUCAUGUCUCUCUUCGAUCCAUUAGGCCUAGUUUCGCCACUCACCACGCCAGCGAAAAGGCUUAUGCAAGAAACAUGGAGAUAUGGGACAGGGUGGGAUGAACAGAUCCCGGAAAAACUACAACCACGAUGGUCAUCAUGGCUAGACAACCUACGAGCAAUAGAGAGUCUACACAUCCCACGGAGCUACAAUGUUGGAUCAGCGGUCGUAGACAGGCAGCUACACGUAUUCGUAGAUGCAAGUCAGGAAGCCUACGCAGCCGCAAUAUUCAUAAGGAUGGAACGAGCCGACGGAUCGAUACACGUCGCCCUGGCCGCCGCGAAAAGUCGCGUGGCGCCACUGAAACCCACUUCUAUACCCCGACUCGAGCUACAAGCUGCUUUACUGGGAGCGCGCCUAGCCGAGCGAACUGAAGAGGAACACGAUUUCAAGUUCUCAAGGAAAAUCUACUGGACGGAUUCACGCACAGUACUCGCGUGGAUAAGAUCGGAGCCGCGCACUUUCAAGACUUUCGUAGCACACCGUCUAGCGGAAAUUGAAGAAUUAACUAAAGUCAAUCAGUGGCGGUGGGUGCCUACCAAGGAAAAUGUAGCCGACGACGCGACGAGAGAAACGCCGAGCGACUUCAACGCAAACCACAGAUGGUUUCACGGGCCACCGUUCCUAAAAAAGGCGGAAGAAGAAUGGCCACCUGAAGAGAAAAUUGUCCCUGAAAAAACGGACGAAGAACGAUGCUGUAUCGCGCAUGAACCUACGCUUGCGGCACACUUACCGAAAAUCGAAAACAUCUCAAAAUGGCAAACAUUAGUAAGGGCGACCGCACGCGUGCUACAGUUCGUCGACCUGUGUAGACCCGGAAAACACGCAACGGCCGCAACGAAAAGAAAACGUACGAAACCGAAUCCCAUAGAAGAUCCUAGCUGGACAAGGGGCCGAAAAAUCGUAAAGGACUCAAAUACAAGUGUGAAAAGAAGAGAAAAAAGAAAAUUCGUGCAUUUGGAAUCAGAUUACAUUCUAAAAGCGGAAAAACUAUGGGUGCGAGAAGUGCAAGCACAAUCAUACGCGAGUGAAAGAGAACGCAUCAUACGGGGAAACGCCCCCGGCCCACGUGACAAGCUCGCAAGUCUGAGUGUUUACCUGGAAAAUGAUGGGCUAAUUCGUCUACGGGGAAGAAUCAAAGCGACUACAGAAAUCACCAUGGAAACGGUCAACCCUGCUCUGCUAGAUGGAAAACAUAAAUAUACAAAAAUGUAUAUACAAUAUGUACACGAAAAAAUGCAUCACGGCGGCGUUGAGUUGACUGUGAACGAGUUACGACAACGAUACUGGAUCACGCGAAUACGACCUACGGUGAAAAGUGUUAUAAGGAGCUGUCCGAUAUGCAAAUUAAGAAAAGCGAAGCCGAUGACACCGUCGAUGGGGGACCUACCACCGGCGCGACUCACAGCAUCUGGUGGACGAGUUUUGGAGACGUUGGGUGAAGGAGUACCUUCCCCAGCUACAACAGCGGCGGGAGCCCUACCAUACCGGCUCUCACCCCAAAGUCGGCGAUCUAGUCAUCAUCUGCGAUCCAAACCUACCCAGGAACGUAUGGCCACGAGGACGAGUAUCUCGAGUAUAUCCAGGGCCGGACGACGAAGUACGCGUCGUGGACGUGACGACGAGCAACGGGCACGUGCUGAAAAGACCAAGCAAGAGGAUCGUCGUGCUACCAGUAUUAGAGCCGCAUGCUGCGACCGGCGGGAGAAAUGUGCACGACGAACCGCGCUCCGAUGCAAGACCGGUGAAAUAGCUACAGGAGCGAGCAGAAAGGCGCUCUCGACCAAUCAGGAGCGAGCAUUCUAA